Messenger RNA from Mucor velutinosus, 273 nucleotides. RefSeq lists its product as uncharacterized. The record is from RefSeq and is a predicted model, not a curated record. The transcript has a single exon. The coding region runs from base 1 to 273 and encodes 90 amino acids. NCBI's taxonomy places the organism in Eukaryota, Fungi, Mucoromycota, Mucoromycetes, Mucorales, Mucoraceae.
AUGCCAAUGGUCAAGAAUCUUGAGAACGUUCAUCAGGAGUUGAUGGAUAUUGCCAGAGAAUCCAACCGUCUGUCUCAUACCAAAUACACUUCUGAUGAUGUUGAAAAGCUCCAAAACAGACUUCGUCAAAUUGACUCUCAAUACAAUGAAGGCACUUUUAGCAAUCCUGAAAUGAACUCUGGCCGUUACGAAGAAGAUGGCAAUGCCCAGGUGGUCCAUGAACUCGAAAAGGUUCACAACACGCUUCAUCGUAUGCUCUCUCGCAUUGAUUAA